GCGAUGCACCCCGGCUGGCGCUGAGGCUGUGCAGCAGCACAGGCGGCGACGGUGCCCCUCGCAGCCCGGGCCCCACGGUGAGGCGGCGGCGCCCCAAGUUCCCGCCAUGAGCAGCCGGCUGGCGGGGCUCCGCGGCCCCGGGGACCCCCGCCCGGCCGAGCGCGAUCGCUGCGCCCCGCGGUCCCGACGCGCCUGACGCUGCCCUGCGAGCGCGGGUCCCGCCACCGCCACCGCCACCACCGCCGCCGCAGCCACCACCGCCGCGUCGGCCUCAGCACCGCCAGCAGCAUGUCUCGGAGGAAGAUUUCCUCCGAGUCCUUCAGCUCCCUGGGCUCCGACUACCUGGAGACCAGCCCCGAGGACGAAGGGGAGUGCCCGCUGUCCAGGCUCUGCUGGAACGGCAGCCGGAGCCCGCCCGGGCCACCCGAACCCAGCGCCGCCGCCGCCCCGGCCCCCGCCGCCUCCGCUGCCGUCGCUGCCGCAGCCGCCGCCGGGGCCAGGAGGGCGCAGCGCCGCCGGAGGGUCAACCUGGACUCGCUGGGCGAGAGCAUCAGCCGCCUGACUGCGCCCUCGCCUCAGACGAUACAGCUGACUCUGAAGAGGACAUUGCAGUAUUAUGAACAUCAAGUUAUCGGUUAUAGGGAUGCAGAAAAGAAUUUCCACAACAUCUCUAACAGAUGCUCCUAUGCAGACCAUUCCACCAAGGAGGAAACUGAAGAUAUCUCAGGAAUUCUUCAGUGUACCGCUAAUAUUCUCGGUCUGAAGUUCCAGGAAAUUCAAGAGAGAUUCGGUGAGGAGUUCUUUAAAAUAUGCUUCGAUGAGAACGAGAGAGUCCUUCGCGCUGUAGGUGGCACGUUGCAAGACUUCUUCAAUGGCUUCGAUGCGUUGUUGGAACACAUCAGAACUUCUUUUGGAAAACAGGCCACUCUGGAGUCACCGUCUUUCCUAUGCAAAGAGCUCCCUGAAGGCACUCUCAUGCUGCACUACUUCCACCCUCACCGUACUGUGGGGUUUGCGAUGCUGGGGAUGAUAAAGGCGGCAGGAAAGAGGAUCUAUCACCUGGAUGUGGAAGUGGAGCAAGUUGAAAAUGAGAAGCUGCGCUCUGAUGGUUCAAACCCAAGCAACUGUAGCUGUCUUACUUUCCUUAUCAAAGAACGUGAAACUACUAAUACCACAAAGAACCUUCCCCGGGGGACUUCCCACACUCCCGCAGACCUCAGAAUCAGCAUCAAUACUUUCUGCAGAGCCUUCCCUUUCCACUUGAUGUUUGACCCCAACAUGUCAGUCCUUCAGCUGGGGGAAGGCCUAAGAAAGCAGCUCCGAUGUGACACACACAAAGUGCUGAAGUUCGAGGACUGUUUUGAGAUCGUCUCUCCGAAGGUCAAUGCCACCUUUGAGAGGGUCCUGUUGCGACUCUCCACCCCAUUUGUGAUAAGGACCAAGCCUGAAGCUUCUGGCACAGAGAAUAAAGACAAGGUGAUGGAAAUCAAAGGACAAAUGAUCCACGUCCCAGAAUCAAACUCCAUUUUGUUUCUGGGCUCCCCAUGUGUUGACAAGUUGGAUGAACUCAUGGGACGAGGGCUGCAUCUCUCAGACAUCCCUAUCCAUGAUGCUACUCGAGAUGUUAUUUUGGUUGGCGAACAAGCAAAGGCCCAAGAUGGCUUGAAGAAGAGGAUGGAUAAAUUAAAGGCCACUUUAGAAAGAACUCACCAGGCCCUGGAAGAAGAGAAGAAGAAGACAGUCGACCUUCUGUAUUCCAUUUUCCCUGGUGAUGUAGCCCAGCAGUUGUGGCAAGGGCAGCAGGUGCAGGCCAGAAAGUUUGAUGAUGUAACCAUGCUGUUUUCAGACAUUGUGGGCUUCACAGCCAUAUGUGCCCAGUGCACUCCCAUGCAAGUGAUCAGCAUGCUCAAUGAGCUCUACACCAGAUUCGACCACCAGUGUGGAUUUUUGGACAUUUACAAGGUGGAGACAAUAGGAGACGCGUACUGCGUUGCAGCUGGGCUGCACAGGAAAAGCCUCUGUCAUGCCAAACCCAUUGCUCUGAUGGCCUUGAAGAUGAUGGAGCUUUCAGAAGAGGUGCUGACUCCUGACGGAAGACCCAUUCAGAUGAGAAUAGGCAUUCACUCGGGCUCCGUGCUGGCUGGUGUGGUUGGGGUAAGAAUGCCACGGUAUUGUCUAUUUGGAAAUAAUGUCACUCUGGCAAGCAAAUUUGAAUCAGGAAGUCACCCUCGGCGCAUCAACGUCAGUCCAACCACUUACCAAUUAUUGAAGCGAGAAGACAGUUUCACAUUCAUUCCUCGGUCCCGGGAAGAGCUUCCAGACAACUUUCCAAAGGAAAUCCCUGGGGUCUGCUAUUUCCUGGAGGUAAGGACGGGUCCAAAGCCGCCAAAGCCUUCUCUGUCUUCAUCAAGAAUAAGAAAGGUUUCCUACAACAUCGGCACGAUGUUCCUGCGGGAGACAAGCCUCUGAGACCUGCCAUAGAUCAAAGACUCCUCCAAAAA
Molecule: messenger RNA, 2501 nt
Organism: Nannospalax galili (Upper Galilee mountains blind mole rat)
Lineage: Eukaryota; Metazoa; Chordata; Mammalia; Rodentia; Spalacidae
Gene: Gucy1a2
Product: guanylate cyclase 1 soluble subunit alpha 2
Exons: 8
Coding region: 289-2469 (726 amino acids)
Biological process (GO): cGMP biosynthetic process; response to oxygen levels
Cellular component (GO): guanylate cyclase complex, soluble
Molecular function (GO): guanylate cyclase activity; heme binding
Source: RefSeq, a predicted model, not a curated record